Messenger RNA from Labeo rohita (rohu), 1176 nucleotides. RefSeq names its product aldo-keto reductase family 1, member A1a (aldehyde reductase) (gene akr1a1a). Gene Ontology annotation, biological process: aldehyde catabolic process. The transcript is spliced from 9 exons. The record is from RefSeq and is a predicted model, not a curated record. Bases 100 to 1074 code for a protein of 324 amino acids. NCBI's taxonomy places the organism in Eukaryota, Metazoa, Chordata, Actinopteri, Cypriniformes, Cyprinidae. Gene Ontology annotation, cellular component: cytosol. Gene Ontology annotation, molecular function: aldose reductase (NADPH) activity.
ACAAAGACUUUGACCUUAGUAUAUAAAAGCUCAGUAACUGUGUCAGUCUGAUUCUGCAUUCUGGAGCAUUAUCAGAGGAAAACGUGCUCUAAGUAAACCAUGACAGCAGCAAUCACUCUCUCCACGGGUCAGCAGAUGCCAGCGGUGGGCUUAGGAACAUGGAAAAGUGCCCCAGGACAGGUGAAGCAGGCUGUACUGGCAGCUUUAGACUGUGGCUACAGGCACAUUGACUGCGCAGCAGCUUACAGCAAUGAGCGAGAGGUUGGAGAGGCCCUGAGUGAACGACUUGCAGCAGGACAGCCUCUGAGACGAGAGGACAUUUUUGUGACCUCCAAGUUGUGGAACACCAAACACCAUCCAGAUGAUGUGGAGGAGGCCUGCAAAAAGUCUUUGUCAGAUCUGAGGCUCAGUUAUCUGGACCUGUAUCUCAUGCACUGGCCAAUGGCCUUUGAGAGAGGAGAUGAGCUGAUGCCCAGGCGACCUGAUGGCACUAUUCGGUAUGAUGACACUCACUAUAGAGACACAUGGGCAGCCAUGGAGAAGCUGGUCGACCAAGGCCUGGUAAAAGCCAUUGGCUUGUCAAAUUUCAAUGCCAGACAGAUUGAUGACAUUCUCAGCAUUGCUAAACACAAGCCAGUGGUUAACCAGGUGGAGUGCCAUCCAUACCUGGUUCAGACUCAGCUGGUAUGUUACUGUUGGAGUCGAGGGCUGUCAGUAACAGCCUACAGUCCUCUGGGUUCUCCUGAUCGCCCAUGGGUUACAUCUGAAGAAGCCCAUCUGCUGGAUGACCCAAGGGUGGUCGGUUUGGCCAAGCGCUAUAACAAGACUCCUGCUCAAGUCAUCAUCAGAUGGCAUGUACAAAGAGGUGUCGUUUGCAUCCCCAAAAGCGUCACUGCAUCCAGGAUCAAACAGAACAUUGAGGUGUUUGAUUUUAAAUUAACUGAUGAAGACAUGAGGGUGAUUGAAUCUUUCAAUAGGAAUGAGAGGCUUAUCAUUCCAACUAUAAUGAUUGAUGGACAAAAGGUCUGGAGAGAUGCGAAGCACCCCAAUUUUCCUUUCAAUGAUCCAUAUUGAUAAAAUGCAACAGAAGAAUGUGUAAACCUCUCAGAGCUGAAGCUGGCAUGUCUUCAAUAUCAAAGUUACCCAUUUAAAUAAAAAAAACAACAACUACAUUUA